Mercurialis annua (annual mercury) is the source of this 1160-nucleotide messenger RNA. RefSeq lists its product as uncharacterized. Lineage: Eukaryota; Viridiplantae; Streptophyta; Magnoliopsida; Malpighiales; Euphorbiaceae. The record is from RefSeq and is a predicted model, not a curated record. Bases 42 to 857 code for a protein of 271 amino acids. The transcript is spliced from 7 exons.
CGAACACCGAGCAACUCGGUUCAUUUACGGCCCUUCUAAGAAUGCAUGUUUGUGUAAGCAUCAAAAUGACUUCACUGUGCAGAGGCCAGCUUGUACUAGCGAGACGAGCCUCUCCUGAAACUUUUACUUCUAUUUUCAAUACCUCAAGCAAAUUUCUUUACAAUUCUCCCAGUCUCCAUUUCAAGAGAUUUAUUCCCUUAACGACGUCGUUAUCUUCUCCCAUCAUCUCCAUGGCUCAGAAACAAACCGCAGCUGGGAUUUCUGCGGGGGCUAAUAAUGGAGGCGGUUGUGAUAAUGGCGCUGUUUUCCCUCUAUCUGCAUCAACCAUUCUCAAGAUCAUUCAAGGAGAUAUUACCAAGUGGUCUGUUGAUGGCUCCUCUGAUGCUAUUGUUAAUCCUGCAAAUAAUAGAAUGCUUGGAGGUGGAGGUGCAGAUGGAGCCAUUCAUAGAGCUGCUGGACCGGAACUCCUUAAUGCGUGCUGUAAGGUUCCUGAAGUCGAACGUGGGAUUCGCUGCCCCGUCGGAGAAGCACGUAUCACCCUAGGUUUCAAAUUGCCCGCAUCUCAUGUAAUCCAUACUGUUGGACCCAUCUAUGAUGCUGAUAGGAACCCUGCAGCAUCCCUGACAAAUGCAUACAGGAACAGUUUAGCGCUAGCCAAAGAAAACAACAUUAAGUUUAUUGCUUUUCCUGCUAUCUCUUGCGGUAUUUACGGGUAUCCUUUGGAGGAAGCUGCCUCGGUGUCUAUAUCCGCCAUCAAGGAGUUUGCCGAGGGAUUGAAAGAGGUGCAUUUUGUACUGUUCUCAGAAGAUAUCCUCGAUGUUUGGCUGAAGGCGGCAAAGGAAUUACUAUUGCCUUAGUGCGUAUAGAAUCAAGUAACCUUAUGGACAGGGGGAGUUGCAAAGCCUGAAAGCUGUUAUCUUAGUUUAGUUACCUGGGAAGUUGAUGAAACAUGUUUGAUGCUUGGCAGAAAUAUACUAGGAAUUGUGUGGAUUUUGUCAUACACUCAGUACUUUUGUGACUUUCAAUGGCUGAAAGAUAAGGGUAAAUGUAUGAUGUAAUCCAUGGAACUUAAAAUCAUCAUUAACAUACUGAACAGUUAAAAUCAGUUGAUAAAUGAACAAUUUCCUAUCUGGAAAUAUCAAUUUUACAAUUUCAAGUUA